AUGUCUACUACGAAAUGUUAUCAGUGUGUGAAAAGCGUAAAUAUGGAGGCUGCAGUGCAAUGUGAUGGGUGUAAACGACACUUGUGUUUUACUUGUAGUGGACUUACUAGCAGUGAAAUCAAAGUAAUGGGCCUAAAAACCAAACGUACAAUGCUGUUCCUAUGCAAACCAUGUCGCGAGGGGCUGUUUCAAGUACCGAUUUUAAUAAAAGCUGUUGAUGCAUUGCGGGAUGAAGUACAGCAGUUGCGAUUGGAACUGGCAUCGAAAUCUGGCCUAACUGAUGCCACUUCUGCUUCAAAAACCGUCACGUUUGAUGUUAUAGCGGAAAUACGUGAGCGGGAGCGCCGAGCGUGCAAUAUUUUGAUCGCGGGCACCAAGGAAUCUGAGGCGGAAGAUGUGCAAAUACGCCAGAAACAUGAUGAAAAUGUGGUGAACAAUAUUAUUAGAAAUCUAAACGACGAAAUAUCCCGAAGUGAUGUGCUUAAAAUUAUAAGGCUAGGAAAAAAAGAAACAGGCAAGACCCGUUUGCUCAAAGUAGUGUUUAAGUCUCGCUGGGUAGCUGUCAAGGCACUUCAAAACAAACAAAAGUUGAGCAAACCGUUGCAAAUCUACUACAAGAAAUGCGAUACAAAAUAUAAGGCAUACAGAGACUGCAAUAACAGGUGUGUUAGUGAAGCAAGAAGACUUAGAAGUCUUUACGAAGCCAAGAUUGUUGAGAGUGGAAACAAACCCUUCUAUGCCCACCUACGCAGUUGCAUGGCUUCUAAAGUUGGUCUACCGCCUGUGGUACGUGAUGAACUUGGCAAUCUUGUGGUUGAAGGGUCUAAAAUUGCCGAAGCAUUUGCUUGUGAAUUUGAGAAAACAUACUCAUUGGAACCUGACCUUAAUAAUAUUUCCAUACCUAUACCAAGAGUUAAAAACUCCAUAGAUGACAUCAAGUUCACAUCACAGGAUGUGCUUAUGGUUCUCAAGUCCCUAAAUGUAAACUCUGCUACUGGGCCUGAUAAUGUCCCUGGAGUAUUUCUCCAAUCAUGCGCUGAAACCAUCACACCUGUCUUGGUCAAUAUUUUGAAUGAAUCAUAUGCUUCAGGUGAGAUACCAAAAGACUGGAGACAUGCUAUAGUAACACCUGUUUUUAAAAAAGGGUGA
Parnassius apollo (apollo) is the source of this 1149-nucleotide messenger RNA. Lineage: Eukaryota; Metazoa; Arthropoda; Insecta; Lepidoptera; Papilionidae. The record is from the annotation of a GenBank genome assembly.